This is a messenger RNA of Cuscuta campestris, 4095 nucleotides long. NCBI's taxonomy places the organism in Eukaryota, Viridiplantae, Streptophyta, Magnoliopsida, Solanales, Convolvulaceae. The record is from the annotation of a GenBank genome assembly.
AUGAAUUCAAAGCUCUCCUCCAAAUAUUAUCAUUUCUCCCCCACCGCCCUUUUCAUUCGUCAAUUCGCCACCACCGUAACCACUUGCGCCCUACUCCGCCGCAUAUAUCCGAUCGGCGGCUAACAUCACUGUCCAAUGUUUUUCAUCUCGAAAUCCGCCAGGUGAAGUUGGUCAGCGUAUUUAAUGUCAAAGGAGAACCACACGAGUGAAAGCGGCUGGGUUGAGAAACCCUGCUCUGGUGACAAACUCCCAAAAUUUAACUGGCAGGAACAUGCCCGCCGUCUUGAUAACGGUCUCACUCAGGGCAGCUUACUGAAGUCGGGUUUCCUUUUUUCCCUUCCAGAACAAAAGCCUAGUGCCAUGAGAGCAAUGGGUAUAAGGCCAACCAUUUGUCAAAUUCAGGAUUUGAGGUUGUCUGACCCUAUAGCUGAGAAGGCAUGGCAAAAUCUUUCCAACAUGCGGUUGUCUUCCAAGAGCUAUGUCAAACCUGGGAAAACUCUACCCUUUACUAGAGAUGCCAGUGCUUCUGCUGUAGGAAGUUCUGUUCAAGCCAAUCAACAAUGGUCAUCCAAUGUGAAUAGCACUUCAUAUUCACAGGUGCCAUUUCAUCAGAGCUUUAGGGAAACUAACAGUGAAGUAGGAGAAUUCAGAAAGUCUGCAGGGGCUUCUUUUCCAUCGCACACGCAAUUGGGAAAUACUGUGACUAACCAGAAUAGUAUAUACUCGUCAACGACAAGUGCUUCUUGGAAGCAACCCCCCAAUGGAUCAUUCACAGCCAAUGCAGUCAAUUUAAACAAAAUGAGAGGGUCUAAUGACAGUUUUGCAGAUGGAUUUGAUGAUGAUGAUGUACUGGAGGGAAUUGAUGUUGACCAAAUAGUUAUGGAGCAUUAUCAAUCUAACUGCACACCUCAACCAUCACUUUCGAAAUUUCCUUCUACUCCAGGCAUGAGUUCUAGAUGCUUGGAAAAAACUGAAGAAAGUAGUUUGCCUUUGGAGCUGUCCUCAAAUUGCAAUCAUGGUUUGCAGCUAGGACUUUGUCCGGAGGCGCCAGCUCAUUUGCAAGAUAUGAAGGAUAAAUUAAUUUCUAUUUCAAAUGAUCUUCUUGACAAUGUUACUAAUCUCAGUUCUGACCAAGUCGAGAAUCUGCGCAAAGAAAGAUUGGAGUUGAAUACUCAAAUUCAACAUCUUGAGAAGUAUCUCCGCACAAUAUCAGUUAAUGCAGAAAGAAUAACGUCACAGUUCUCUGCAUCCACCACAGCUUCAAAUUUUCAAUAUGAGACUCCUCGAACAAUUCCCUUUAGGAUUGAUCCCAGGAGGCUUGAAACACAAUUUGAAUAUAAUGAACCGGUUGGAUUUGAUCAAUGGAAUUCUUCAUCGGUGCCUUUUUCAUCAAAUAGUAUUUCAAAUGAUAGUGUCAGAAGAGAAACUUACAUACCAACAAAUAUAGAAGUUAAUUACGUUGAUGGUUCAAAUGAUAAAAAGUGGAGCUGCCGAGACUUUCCUUGGACAAAAGAUAUUGAGGUCAACAACAAGAAAAUAUUUGGAAAUCACUCUUUUCGCCCCAACCAAAGAGAGGUGAUCAAUGCCACCAUGAGUGGAUAUGAUGUAUUUGUUUUAAUGCCAACUGGGGGAGGGAAGAGUUUGACCUACCAGCUUCCAGCUUUCAUUUCUCCUGGGGUUACUUUAGUAAUUUCACCUCUUGUUUCACUCAUUCAAGAUCAGAUAAUGCAUCUGCAACAGGUUAACAUUCCUGCUACAUAUCUUAGUUCAAACUUGGAAUGGCCUGAGCAGCAGGAGAUUCUUAGAGAACUUAGUUCAGGUGUUUGCAAAUACAAACUUUUAUACGUCACACCAGAGAAAGUUGCUAAAAGUGAUGUUCUGUUGCGACACCUGGAGAGGCUACAUGACAGUGAUUCACUGUCUAGAAUUGUUAUUGAUGAAGCACACUGUGUAAGCCAAUGGGGGCAUGAUUUUAGGCCAGACUAUCAGUGUCUUGGUAUCCUGAAACAAAAGUUUCCUAGUGUUCCUGUUCUGGCAUUGACUGCUACUGCAACACUCAGCGUCAAGGAAGAUGUUGUUCAAGCUCUCGCUCUCGGUCUUUCCAACUGCAUCGUCUUCCGUCAAAGUUUUAAUCGUCCUAAUUUACGAUAUUCUGUAAUCCCAAAGACUAAGAAGAUUUUGGAAGACAUUGAUACCUUCAUAAGAGAAAAUCAUUUUGAUGAAUGUGGAAUCAUCUAUUGUCUUUCUAGAAUGGACUGUGAAAAAGUUGCUGAGAAGUUGCAGGAAUAUGGGCACAAAGCAGCAUUUUACCAUGGCAAUAUGGAUGCUCCUCAGCGUGCCUAUGUGCAGAAACAAUGGAGUAAAGACGAGAUCAAUAUCAUUUGUGCAACUGUUGCAUUUGGAAUGGGCAUCAACAAGCCAGAUGUACGGUUUGUCAUUCAUCAUUCACUGCCAAAAUCUAUUGAAGGCUAUCAUCAGGAGUGUGGUCGUGCUGGAAGAGAUGGCCAAUCUUCAUCUUGUGUGUUGUAUUACAACUACAGUGAUUAUAUAAGGGUGAAGCAUAUGAUUAGCCAAUGCCCUAUAGAACAGAGCUCUUUCACACCUGGUUACGGCCGUUCCAGCAUGGCAACCUCUGGGAAGAUACUAGAAACAAACACUGAAAAUCUUUUGCGAAUGGUUAGCUACUGUGAGAAUGAUGCUGAUUGUAGACGCUACCUUCAACUUGUUCAUUUUGGUGAAAAGUUUGAUUCUGUCAAUUGUAUGAAAACUUGUGACAAUUGUUCAAAAUGUCAGAGCUGCAUUGACAAGGAUGUUACUGGAACUGCAAAACAAUUAGUCGAGCUAGUGAAGAUGACUGGACAACAGUUUUCAUCAGCUCAUAUAUUGGAAGUUUUUAGGGGUUCCUUGAACCAAUUUGUCAAGAAACAUAGACAUGAUAUAUUGAGCAUGCAUGGAGCUGGAAAACAUUUAGCAAAAGGUGAAGCAUCCCGAGUGUUGCGUUACCUUGUUACUGAAGAUAUUUUAAUGGAGGAGGUUAAGAAAAGUGAUACAUAUGGAUCUGUAUCAUCAGUUUUGAAGGUGAAUCAACUCAAAGCAAAUAUUCUCUUUGCCCCUGGGCAUAUAGUCAAAUUAAGAGUCCCAUUGGCUGCCAAUGCAAGUAAGCCGGGUAAAGCAGGAAUGACUCCUGCAAAAUGCACACUAUUAUCAACAAAUCAAUCCGAAAAUCAAUCUGAGGAUGAUCUGAACCUGUCAGCCAAACUGUAUAAUGCACUACGGAUGCUUCGAACUACUCUUAUCAAGGAAGCAGGAGAGGGAGUCCUGGCUUACCAUAUAUUUGCAAAUAAUACGUUGCAACAAAUGAGCAAGAGGAUACCCAGGAACAAGGAUGAGCUGCUAGAAGUUAGCGGCAUUGGCAAGGCUAAGGUAACUAAAUAUGGGGAUCGGCUUUUGGAAACAAUAGAGGCUACUAUCAAGGCCCACUCCAAGGGUGAUGGAAACAGUGGUAGUAGCAAUGGGAGUCCGGAUUCGGGCAAGAGAAAAGGAGACAAUGACUUUGUCGAGAGUACAGCACGCUCUAAGAAACGGGUUCCCAAAAAGCUUUGCAAACCUAAGCAGGUGGCCACGAUGACAACGACGACUGACUACAUAGAACUUGGAUACUAUGAUGAUUUUAUGGAUACUGAUUUCGAGGAAAACUUUGACCCCCAAAUCAAUGGCUCCAUUGCAAAAGCCAAUGGUGAGGCAGGAAGAGUUCUACCUCCAUGGGGAUAAAAAAAGAGCUGCAUGGUUUCGAUCUGAUCUCUAUUUUUGUAGUGUUAUGUGUUGGUUUUAUUGUGUUCUGAAAAAGUCAGGGAAGCAUUCAGUAUGACAUUACAUUUUUCAAAACCAUGCCUAACAACACCAUAGCUCACGGUUAAAUCUCGGCAUUGAGUUUGCACGACGUUGGGUACCAUUCUAGUCUAUUGUGCUUGGUUCAUUAGUGUAGUUGUAUUGUUUUUUUCCAGCAUUGAAAAUUGUCUUCAAUGUAAUUUUAUUAAAGUUAGCGAUAACAAAAUAGAACUUGUACAUCUCUAAGAAUAGAAUAGAAUUGUCGUA